Micropterus dolomieu (smallmouth bass) is the source of this 3261-nucleotide messenger RNA. RefSeq names its product MAP/microtubule affinity-regulating kinase 4a (gene mark4a). Gene Ontology annotation, biological process: microtubule cytoskeleton organization; intracellular signal transduction; protein phosphorylation. The transcript is spliced from 16 exons. Gene Ontology annotation, molecular function: ATP binding; protein serine/threonine kinase activity; tau-protein kinase activity. The record is from RefSeq and is a predicted model, not a curated record. The coding region runs from base 595 to 2676 and encodes 693 amino acids. Gene Ontology annotation, cellular component: cytoplasm. Lineage: Eukaryota; Metazoa; Chordata; Actinopteri; Centrarchiformes; Centrarchidae.
CUUGAUGUGGUGCGCAUCUUAUCGACCGAGAAUACCGAUUUCUGAACAUUUCGGCCUUUUUCCCCGGUUCACCGAAGGCUGUGUUUUCCUGCAAGCGGCUGCAAAGGGGAGCGGGUUGCAUUGUCGUCGCGGGGUUAAAGUGAAAGAUUAUAUCGGUCAGUAGCCUAUUAUGACAAACGAAGAUGACACACAUCCAGAAAGAGCCGUAUUUGUUUUGUAUGGCGAUAUGAGGCAGGGGGUGGAGAGUCGCCACAGAGACGCUGGGCUCCGGCCAAACAUCACCGCAUUUUAGCACUUAUUCGAUGCUCGGGCUUUGCAUUGCAUUGCAUUUGCUGCAUCGUUGAUCGGCCGUGUUUUUGCAGAGUGCAUGGUGGAAAAUGCAGCUUGUUUGAGGACAACCCCCCUCCAAAUAUCCAUUGCUGCCAUGAUAGGCAGAGGUCUGCUCUCGACCGCGGCUCGGCCGGUUGGAGAAGAGGCAGACUGAUUUGGGACGGUGGGUCGCAUAUGCAGAUGUUAUUCUGUCUGUGGAGCCUGUAAAUAGCAUCCGCGCAAACACACCGUGAUUCUUACUCAGGGAAAAAGGAGAAAGAGAACAUGUCUUCUCGGUCUGCAUUACCGUCUGGAAACGACAGGAGUACUGGAGACCAUCAUGUGUCGCUGGGUGCCAGCCGCUCAGACAAGGCCACCAGCCAGUCCAGCCGCUCGUUGGGCGCCCGGUGCAGGAACUCCAUUGCUUCCUGCUCCGACGAGCAGCCGCACAUCGGCAAUUACCGACUGCUCAAAACCAUCGGCAAGGGAAACUUUGCCAAAGUCAAGUUGGCCCGCCACAUCCUGACAGGCAAGGAGGUUGCAAUAAAAAUCAUUGACAAAACUCAGUUGAACCCAACCAGCCUACAAAAGCUCUUUCGGGAGGUACGAAUAAUGAAAGGCUUAAAUCACCCUAACAUAGUGCAGCUGUUCGAGGUGAUUGAGACCGAUAAGACCCUUUACCUAAUCAUGGAGUAUGCCAGUGGAGGUGAAGUGUUUGACUACCUCGUGUCUCAUGGGAGAAUGAAGGAGGUUGAAGCCAGAGCCAAAUUUCGACAGAUCGUUUCUGCUGUCCACUACUGCCACACGAAGAACAUUGUCCACAGAGAUCUGAAGGCGGAAAACCUUCUGCUGGAUGCCGAUGCCAACAUCAAGAUCGCCGACUUCGGCUUCAGCAACGAAUUCACGCUGGGCAACAAGCUGGACACGUUCUGUGGCUCGCCGCCCUAUGCUGCCCCCGAGCUUUUCCAGGGCAAGAAGUAUGAUGGGCCUGAGGUGGACGUCUGGAGUCUCGGAGUCAUCCUCUACACUCUGGUCAGCGGCUCGCUGCCCUUUGAUGGACAGAACCUGAAGGAGCUGAGGGAGCGCGUGCUGAGGGGAAAGUACCGCGUUCCCUUCUAUAUGUCCACAGACUGUGAGGGGAUCCUUCGCCGAUUUCUGGUGCUCAACCCCGCCAAACGCUGCACCCUAGAGCAAGUCAUGAAGGACAAGUGGAUAAAUACAGGGUAUGAGGGGGACGACCUGAAGCCCCAUAUAGAACCAGUUGAAGACUACAGUGACCCAGCUCGCAUAGAGGUGAUGGUCGGGAUGGGCUUCACUCCAGAGGAAAUCAAGGACUCUCUGCUCAAUCAGAAAUACAACGAGGUCACUGCUACCUACUUACUGCUGGGCCGCAAAGGCGAUGAGGCCAGUGAGGCUCGCACAGCUAGUAGCCUAUCCCUGGCGAGGGUACGACCCAGCCCCAUCACCAACGGGACCAAUAAGCACUCCUCGGCCGCUGGCUCCUCUUCCUCCUCCACCUCCUCCUCACAUAGCAAGACCCAGCGCAGUGCCUCCACCUACCACAGGCAGCGACGACACAGCGACUUCUUCCUCCACAACAAAGGCGGCCCUUCCAUGCCCGUCAUGCACCCCAAACGGAGCCCGACCAGCACGGGCGACCGGGAGCUGCGGGAGGGACGAAUGCCUUCACGUAAGGCCAGUUGCAGCGUGAUGGGGAGCCACAGCCUCCCUCCCUCCAGCCCAAUGGUCAGCAGUGCCAACAACCCCAACAAGUCUGAGAUCCCAGACCGCCGCAAAGACAUGACUGCCACCACAAAUAACAUCCCUGGAAGUGCCAUGACACGCCGGAAUACAUAUGUGUGCACGGACCGCUCGGGCGCUGACAGACACUCUCUUCUGCAGAAUGGCAAAGACAACAGCUCCCUGGGACACCGCAUGCCUGCAGCGUCUCCCUCCACGCUCAGCAUUGCUGGGGCCGGAGCUGCCUCCUCCUCUUCCUCUUCGGACCGGUGCCGCCUGACCCGAGGCUCAACAAUCCGCAGCACCUUUCACGGGGGACAGCUGAGGGACCGCGGGCCCCCGGUCUACUCAGCCCCACCCACUUCACCAACCUUGUCCCACCAUGACGCCAGCCCUCUGCCCCACGCCCGCACCAGGGCAACCUCCAACCUCUUCACCAAGCUGACCUCGAAACUUACUCGCAGGGUCAACCUUGACCCGUCCAAGCGCCAGGGCUCAAACAAAUCAGUCUCGGGUUGUACUCUUCCACAAGGAUCAAAAACAGUUAGUAAGUUCCCAUGUCUCUCGCUUCUUUCUUGUCUGCCCAUGCUGCCCCAUCUGCUGCCUGAUCACACAGGAAGUCCAUAACUGCCUGCCUGACUUUUUCUUAUAACUAUCUGAAUUAUUGCCUGUCUGCAUGACUUGUUAAUCAUCUUCAUACUGUCAAGCUCCCACACACUUGGUUUCAAGCAUGGUUGCAAUCAAGGAAGAUUCAUUAGAUUUUUUUGUUUUUAACUUUCAGUUUCAGGAUCAUUGUCAUCGUCAGUAGAGACUGGUGCAUAAAUGGCGUUUUAUGUUUUCAUUUUGUGUUUGUGGUUAAUGAUCAUUGAAUGUUUAUUAUGUGUUUGGAAGAAUGGAUGGGAGUGUGUAGCACUAUGCACAGAAGUGAUGAAAAGUCACACUUUUACAUCUGCAUGCUACAGAAUUGCGAGUAGGGCUUCAACUAACAAUUUUCAUUCUCGAUUAAUCUGUUGAUUGUUUUAUCGAUUUAUCAAUUAGUUGUUUGGUCUUUAAAAUGUCGGAAAAAUGUAAAUGUGCGUUCCUGUAAGGUGAGGACGUACUGUUCUGCACAUCACAUGUUUGUUGUUGUUUAUGCUUGCUUUGAAUUCCAUCUUAUCUGAGAGUUGUGGGUUGAUCAUAAGGCUCUUUGUUUUAGAUUACCUUAUUUUGCCU